This is a messenger RNA of Thyridium curvatum, 3135 nucleotides long. RefSeq lists its product as uncharacterized. Gene Ontology annotation, molecular function: glycerophospholipase activity; metal ion binding. The transcript has 3 exons. Bases 1 to 3135 code for a protein of 1044 amino acids. The record is from RefSeq and is a predicted model, not a curated record. NCBI's taxonomy places the organism in Eukaryota, Fungi, Ascomycota, Sordariomycetes, Thyridiales, Thyridiaceae. Gene Ontology annotation, cellular component: cytoplasm.
AUGGCGCCGCCGCCGGACGACAAGAAACCUGAAAAGUCGUAUCUUUCGUCUGCUGUUGACUCCAUUAAUCCCUGGAGCGGGAACAGAAGCGCUACACCGACUCCCAAAGACCCUCAACCGGACCCGACACCGGUCAACCCUGGCGAUCAUAGCACGACCAGCACCUACGGUCGAAGCUUCAAGCGAUAUCCUCCAGACUGCCCGCCUCUUGCUGUGCAGUGGUUUCAUGCCGUAGAUGUACCGAAACGCAAGCCGGAAUGGGUGAAGAGUAAGAACCCGAAAGAAACGAAGCUGCCCCCUCCGCCCAAAAAGUACGUAGCAUUUUCGAAACAAGACAACCGCGCCCUCGAAGCAGCCUACCAGAAAGUCGUUGAGGCUUCUGAGAACGAGCGCGAUACGGGGUUGACACGAAGAUACGUCUCCGGGUCCCAGCAUGCACAUGCCCUGGGCUCUCAGGACCUUCCCAACACUACCACGGGUGCUGCGGAAGCGGCAAAACAAAAAGAACCCGGUGUCAAGGUUCCCGUCAACGAGGAUUUCUUGUUCGAUGUGGACAUAGAAGAGCGGGAACUGGCGCCAGCCUAUUGGCUGGGACCUACCUACGACGUUCGUCGUGGCAGUUGGUUCUACCAAGAGGGUUCCAGCCUCCGACCCUGCGAGGAAAAUCUGGCUUCGCAGCUAGAGGAGGGAUAUCUCAAGGUCAAGCCAUGGCUGUAUCCAGCUAAGGCAGGAACCGAGGCAAAGGCGAGCGACGUGACACCAAAAGCUUCGGUAGAGAACCUUAAAGCAGCUUCAGGCGCGAGCGACAGCGCUUCAAAGCCCGGAGCUUUCACGCCGCAGCAUCAACCUCAGACACACCGGCUAUUCGGGACUUAUAUGAACAGUAUCGCCACCUAUCAAGAUGUUAAUACCGCAUGGUUGUCCUCUGAGGGCGUUUUAUCCUGGGUCACGUCCACCAUGUACGAACGAUUCGCUGGAGGAGCUUACAUGAGCGGCGUGAAAUUGGUGAGAGGCUACUCUGAGCCUAAGAAAGCAAAAGAAGAAAAGAGCAAGGACGAGAAGAGGCCAACUACGCCAGCCGGUACCAGAUUUUCGGGUGAGCUCGAGGAGAAAGAGCAAAGGGCGCUGAAGAGGCGUUCCGCUCCACCAAGUUCUCGAUCGGAUCCUGAUUCCGACAAGGAGGAGCGGGAAUCUACCGACAUUGAAAGCAGGGGAAGCCGUCUCCAGCGCCAACUGUCGUCGCUUAUCGAGAAUGCCGAAAACAGGGAUCCGGAGCAAGAGGAAGAAGAGAUCCGUAAACGUGAAGAGAAGGAGAUUCAAGAUGAUUACAAUGCCCAGACAGGUGAGUCGCAGGGUCGCGAUAUCGAACACUUGAUUCUGGUCACCCACGGUAUCGGACAACUACUCGGUCUAAGGAUGGAGAGCGUCAACUUUAUCCAUGAUGUCAAUGUCUUGCGAAAGACUCUCAAGUCGGUAUAUUCUACCUCGGCCGACUUGCGAGCCUUGAACUCCGAACUGGGCGAUGGGCCAGGCAAUUGCCGCAUUCAGGUCUUGCCUGUUUGCUGGCGUCACCUGCUCGAUUUCCCCAAGCGCAAGGGCGAGAAAAGGCGCGAGCAAGAUCUUGGUGAGACCUUUGAAGAGGAAGAUGAGUACCCUUCCUUGGAGGAUAUCACCGUCGAGGGGGUAGCUUUUGCUCGUUCCCUCAUCUCAGAUCUAGCGCUUGACGUACUAUUGUAUCAAAGUGCUUACCGGGAACAAAUUUCCGAAAUUGUCUUCCGCGAAUCGAACCGGAUAUACAAAUUGUUCAUGGAUCGAAACCCUGGCUUCAAUGGCAAAGUCCAUGUCAUGGGUCACUCUCUCGGGUCAGCGAUCAUGUUUGACAUACUUUGCCGACAGAAGGAGUCAGCUCAGGUCCACGACACGACGAUGAACCCGCUUAGGUUCUGGCCUGCGUCCGAGAAGCGUGAGCUGCGUGACCCAAGGGAUCUCACCUUCGACUUCGAGGUCGAGGAUUUCUACUGCCUGGGAUCUCCCAUAGGACUGUUCCAGAUGCUCAAAGGCCGUACCAUCUCCGCGCGACACCUUCCGAACGCGUUCCCUACAGAAAGCCCCCUAAACCCAGAUGAGCUUGACGACCCUUUCGCCACCGCCGUUCCUCUCCCAGGCCAUGCUGGAACUGACCAACGCAUAUCACCCAUCACUGGCUUGCCCGUGACCAUCUCGUCGCCCAAAGUCUCACAGCUCUACAAUGUCUUCCAUCCGUCAGACCCCAUUAGCUACCGCCUCGAGCCUCUCAUCUCAUCAGCCAUGUCUAGUCUCAAGCCCCAAGUGCUGCCCUACACCAAGAAGGGCAUAUUUGGCAACGUCUCCACCCCGCAGAACAUCGUGUCUGGGCUCGGCGCCAAGGUCGGCCAGAGCGUGAGCGGCCUGUGGUCCAGCCUCAGCGCCGGCAUCGCCAACAACCUGCUGAACCGGAGCCUGGGCCUGACGCAGGAGGAGGUCGCCAACUUCAACGCCCAGCACCCGCCCCACGCCGCGUCGCCGGGCGCGGGCACAAACGUCGCCGCGGGUGUCAUCUCGGACGCCUCGGCGUUGGGCGAGAAGACGGCCGCGCGCAAGAGGCAGCUCGCCAUGAUGGGCGGCGAUGGCGACGGCGCCGCGGGCCGCAAGAGCAUCAGCGGCAACGACGUCACGCUCAUCGACGACGAGCUCGAGACGCUGUACUCGCGGUUCCAGAAGGACCGGGUCGAGACGCUGGAGAAGGGCGGCGCCGAUGGCAAGGGCGGCGGUGGCGACGACGGCGCGAAUGCCAAGGCCAAGGCCGCCGCGGGUGUGGCUGUCAGCAACUGGAUGGAGGAGGAGCGCAAGGCGCAGCGGCUGCGGAGGGAGGAGAUGAAGGUGCGGGCGCUAAAUCGGAACGGCCGUGUGGAUUACAGCAUCCAAGAGAGCGUUCUCGAUUUCAACCCGAUCAACACCAUCGCUUCGCAUAUGGCCUACUGGUCUGACGAGGAUGUGAGUCACUUUAUCAUGUCACAGCUGCUGUCGAAUAAGGACCGCUCGACGUCACCGUCAAAGGCAGGAACCCCAGGCAUGGGACGCGCUGGGCAUAUCGUAGAGUGGGAUCAUCUGGAGUGA